This is a messenger RNA of Aspergillus clavatus NRRL 1, 1035 nucleotides long. RefSeq names its product elongation of very long chain fatty acids protein. Gene Ontology annotation, biological process: fatty acid elongation, polyunsaturated fatty acid; fatty acid elongation, monounsaturated fatty acid; very long-chain fatty acid biosynthetic process. The record is from RefSeq and is a predicted model, not a curated record. Gene Ontology annotation, cellular component: endoplasmic reticulum membrane. Lineage: Eukaryota; Fungi; Ascomycota; Eurotiomycetes; Eurotiales; Aspergillaceae. The coding region runs from base 1 to 1035 and encodes 344 amino acids. Gene Ontology annotation, molecular function: fatty acid elongase activity. The transcript has 3 exons.
AUGGCGCUCGAAUUGCUGCAAAGUCUGCCCCGUCCGACGAUCGAUCGGCCGUUUGGCAUCCACCUAUGGCCCAUCUUCGACAAGGCUUUCGAGCUCGUCGUCGGCUACCCGGCUAGCGAGUUUGAGUUCGUGCAGGGUGUGACGCCGAUGUCCACGUUCAAGGAGACUGCCAUUGCUCUUGUGGUCUACUACAUCAUCAUCUUCGGUGGUCGUGAGGUGAUGAAGAAUCGCCCAGCUUUCAAGCUCAACACGUUGUUCAUGAUCCACAAUUUUUACCUGACCGCGAUCAGUGCAACUCUGCUCGCUCUCUUCAUUGAGCAGCUGCUGCCGACAGUCUGGAGACACGGUAUCUUCUUUGCUAUCUGCGACCACCGCGGUGGAUGGACCCGGCCCCUCAUUGUUCUGUACUAUCUCAACUACCUGACCAAGUACCUCGAAUUGCUCGAUACCGUCUUCCUGUUCCUCAAGAAGAAGCCCUUGACCUUCCUCCAUACCUAUCACCAUGGUGCCACGGCCCUCCUUUGCUACACUCAGCUCAUCGGUUUGACCGCCGUGCAGUGGGUUGUUAUUGAUAUCAACCUUCUGGUACACGUUGUCAUGUACUGGUACUACUUCCAGAGUGCCCGUGGCAUCCGCAUCUGGUGGAAGGAGUGGAUCACCCGUCUGCAGAUCAUUCAGUUCGUUAUCGAUCUUGGCUUCGUCUACUUCGCCUCCUACACUUAUUUCUCGUCCACAUACUUCCCCUGGGCCCCGAACAUGGGCAAGUGCGCCGGAGAGGAGUUCGCCGCUUUCUCAGGCAUUGGCAUCAUCAGCUCCUACCUCUUCCUGUUCAUCUCCUUCUACAUCGCCACCUAUAAGAAGACUGCCAAGACUGGCCGCCCUCGCCGCAACACUGGAAAGCAGUCUCUGGUCGAUAUGAAGAACUUUGAGGUCCCCUCUGUCCACCCCGAUUCUAUCACUGGUGCUCAGUCGAACGGAGCCGCUGUGUCGACCGGCCGGUCCAACGGCCCCGUUACCCGCUCCCGUAAGGCCUAG